UUGGUUUGCCCAAACAUUAUAUUUCUUCUUCUUAUAAAUAGGAACACUCGUUACCAUCCUCUCUUCAAACAUCAUCAUCAGCUUGGAGUCUUAUUCAAUAGAAUAGAGCCUUGUUUUCAUUUAAAACCUUCUUAUUUUUAAUUACCAUUUUUUCACUAUACACAGUAUAAAUAUAAUGGCAUCGAGUUCAAUGUCAUCUUCAGGGUCAUGGAGUGCUAAGGACAAUAAGGCCUUUGAAAGGGCAUUGGCGGUUUAUGAUAAGGACACCCCUGACCGUUGGUACAACGUUGCUCGCGCCGUUGGCGGAAAAACUCCCGACGAAGUUAAGCACCACUACGCACUUCUCCUCCGAGAUGUUGGCUACAUAGAAUCUGGGCAAGUGCCAUUUCCAAAGUACAAGACAAAUGGAGGCUCUAAUUAGCUCAAAAAGGUCAAAGCUGGAAAACCUGAAGCUCAAUUGACCAACUGGCAUUAACAACAAAGAAUUCAUGCGUUUUUUCUUUGCAAAGCAACAAUUAUAGGACCAUAUAGGUCAAUAGGUGUAAUUGUAUUGCAAGUAAUAUAGCAAUGGACUAUAGAUCAUAAGAAUAUGUCCAUCGAUUCCCCGUUCUAGUUUAAUUUAUUAUCCAUCAAGCAAGAAUAAUCAAAUAUGCUGGUUCAAACCAUUAAUAAAGAUGUAAUUAUUUUUUAUGCA
Messenger RNA from Arachis stenosperma, 694 nucleotides. Its product is annotated as protein RADIALIS-like 2. The record is from RefSeq and is a predicted model, not a curated record. The transcript is spliced from 2 exons. Lineage: Eukaryota; Viridiplantae; Streptophyta; Magnoliopsida; Fabales; Fabaceae. Gene Ontology annotation, molecular function: DNA-binding transcription factor activity. The coding region runs from base 176 to 421 and encodes 81 amino acids.